AUGGACGGCUCUAUGGCUUCUGGGAUUGGCAAUGAGAAAGCAACUACAGAUAUGGACAUCGAUGAUGAAGACAGCAUAAGAGAGACAGAUGAUGAACCCACUUCUGAAAAUACGAGUGAUGUUGUUGUAAUCAGAAACAGUGAGCUUACCUACUAUGGGGAUUCUGAUUUGGAAGACUUUGCUUAUGAAGAGGAUAUUCCUGAGCAAAUCGAAAUCAUUAGAAGGGGGGUUUCACAGUCUGUGACAGGAAGUUCCCAGUUGGACCAUACUAACCAGGAAGAUAAUAAGGAUCCAUAUGAUAUUGAUGCUGAAAUGAGCAGACAGCGAAAGUAUGAGGCUGUAAGGGCCAUGAUCUUUGUUUCCGAAGAGGCUGCCUAUUAUUUCUACAACAAGUAUGCCAAAGAACAUGGUUUUAGCAUUCGACGCGAGAAGAAAAAGGAACGCCUUGAUGAAUUAGGGACACCCACCAUUCGUGUGUCGUAUAACAGGAAAAAGGGUGUUUGGACUGUUCUGAGAUUUGACGACAAUCACAACCAUAAGCCUGCUACAGCUGAUCAAAUCGCUUUUAUGAGGUCUCAUAGAAAGAUCAAGGCUCAUCAGAAAUCUAGGAUCAUGUCACUGGGAGCUGCUGGGAUGAGAUUAUUCAACAUUAUGAGGACAUUUAUCAGUGACAAUGGAAAAUACAGCAUGUCUCGGCAGGACUAUGCCGACUUCGGUGACGUGCUGGUGUUUGACAGCACGUACAAAACAAAUCGGUAUGCUAUGCCGUUCAUACCUUUUGUGGGAAUAAACAAUCACCGCCGGACUCAUCUGUUUUUGCAUGCGCCAUUGUCUCGGACUGAAAAGGAAGUAACAUACAAGUGGUUGUUAGAAACAUUCCCGAAAGCCAUGUAUCAGCAGAAGCCUAAAGGGAUCAUCACUGAUGGGGAUGCUGCAAUGAUCGCCGCUGUUGGUAAAGUCUUUCCAGGCGUGUGGUACCGUGUUUGUACGUGGCAUAUUGAGAAGAACAUGAAGAAGCGCAUUGACUCCCUGGCUCACAAUGAAUUCCGGUCGCUGCUGUACUACACCACUUCAGAACAAGUAUUCGAGGAGAGAUGGAGGGCAUUCGUCGAGAAGCACCAGACGGAAUUAACCAAAGAAUGGAUGAAGAGGAUGUAUAGGAGGAAGAAGUUGUGGUCAGCCGCGUAUCUAGCGAAUGGAUAUUUCCUCGGAAUGAAAAGCAACCAGAGGAGCGAGAGUUUGAACUCCACCCUACACACCCACCUUGACUUUGGACUGACAAUGGUGGAUAUGGUUGUGCACUACGAGAAUAACGAUAGCCGUGUCCGGGAGGAAGAGGCCCGCCAGACACCAUAG
Molecule: messenger RNA, 1356 nt
Organism: Lolium perenne
Lineage: Eukaryota; Viridiplantae; Streptophyta; Magnoliopsida; Poales; Poaceae
Source: RefSeq, a predicted model, not a curated record